Molecule: messenger RNA, 702 nt
Organism: Arctia plantaginis
Lineage: Eukaryota; Metazoa; Arthropoda; Insecta; Lepidoptera; Erebidae
Source: the annotation of a GenBank genome assembly
AUGCUGAGAAUAAUAAGAAAUUUCUGCACGAUGAAGCCACCUGUCAAUCCCGCUCUCCUGCACGAUGUGGACGUCGCAACCAAGAAAGCGACCUUCGGUAUGGGCUGCUUCUGGUCAAAUGACUCUCUGUUCGGAGCCAAAUCAGGUGUCAUAAGAACACGCGUCGGUUAUUCUGGUGGCACUUCUAAAAAUCCUACAUAUAGGAGUAUUGGUGACCACACAGAGGUGAUCGAGCUGGACUAUGACCCGAAGACUAUUAAGUUUGAAGAUCUCUUAGAAAUGUUUUGGGAAAACCAUGAGUAUGGACUUACAACUAAACUAAAAAGACAGUACCAGUCAAUGAUUCUAUAUCACGACGAGGAGCAGAAAGCUGCUGCAGAGGCAUCGUACACAGUAAUGAAGGAGCGCUGCAAGGAGCCGUUGAGGACUGAAAUAGCACCAGCCGGUGUCUUCUAUCCUGCUGAAGACUAUCACCAGAAAUAUAGAUUGCAAGGCCAUAAAGAUCUUUGCAUCAGUCUCGGAUUGGAUUCUUCUAAACUGCAGACCUCGCAUUUGGCUGCGAGACUGAACGGCUACCUAGUCGGCGUCGGUGGAAGAUCACAAUUUGAGCAAGAAGUGCAAAGCUUGGGCCUGAGCGAGAAGCAAGCCGAGUAUGUGCGGCGCGAGCUUGAGCGCAAUGAGGGGGGCGGCCUAGCCUGCUAG